Molecule: messenger RNA, 726 nt
Organism: Meloidogyne enterolobii
Lineage: Eukaryota; Metazoa; Nematoda; Chromadorea; Rhabditida; Meloidogynidae
Source: the annotation of a GenBank genome assembly
AUGUCAUCUAAAACCAAAAUAUUUAUUUUAUUAAUUUUUAAUCUAUUAUUUUUACAAAUCCAAUCACUUUUAACAAUUUUAAAUAAAGAAUCUCCUUCUUUAUGCAACCCAAAUAAAAAUUUAAUUUUUUCUUCCUGCAAAGACGGCCUUCCUUGGCCUAGAGAAGAUUUUACUUCAAUUUCUGUUUUAAUCACUCACGGAAUUCAUUGUAUCGAUAUAUUACAAGAAGACAAUCCAAACUUUGAAGAACACCUUCAAUUCCACAAAGAACAUUGUUUGGAGUUGAUUAAAUUAAUUUAUAAAUUCUUCGAGGAAAAUAAGAAUUAUACAGUUCCAAAGGAGUUAUGUAAAUAUUUUCGACAGGCAGCCUUUCCAGGUGGAAGAGUAAGAAGAGGAUUGUGGGGUUGUGGAUGGGAAAACGGAAAAGAAGUCGGAGGAAGAAGAAAAAGAGGUUGUAGUGGAAGAAGGAAGAAGAGGGAUUUAGAAGAAGUUAAUGGAUUGGAAGAAUUGGACGACAAUGAUUUUAAAGAAAUGGCAACAAAUAAUUUUGAGUUACUCCUUUUAAAAGAGAAAAAUGAAAAAUUGUCGGAAAUUGAGAAAAAAUAUUUGGAAGGAUCUAGAAACCCUUUAGCGAUUAGAAUGGCAGCAUUGGGAAUUUAUUGCAAAUUUGAAUCAUAUGAGAAUGUGGUAAAAGAUGUUAUUAAUGGAAAAAUUAUAUUUAAUUAA